Messenger RNA from Oryctolagus cuniculus (rabbit), 2951 nucleotides. The record is from RefSeq and is a predicted model, not a curated record. Lineage: Eukaryota; Metazoa; Chordata; Mammalia; Lagomorpha; Leporidae.
CAGUCCAGUGAGGGCCACUGAAGUCUUGGGUGUGGGGCAUAGGCAUGUGCUCAGAUGCACCUCCCCCGUGAAAACCUGCUGACUUGGGUAGUGCACUGCAGCUGGGGAGGUUCAGCGUGGGCACAGGCAGGUGAGGUGGAAGCUAAAAUAAGAACAGAAGUAGUAGUGAUAAAGGCAAGCACUUAAUUAGUGCUCCUCGCUAUUAGCCAUUGUUUCAGGCACUUUACCCGGGAUGCUUUAUUUAGUUCUCACAAAGCCCUAUGCAACAGGUGCUUUUCACCCCAUUGUAUAGAAAAGAAAACAGACCAGAGAGGUUAAGUGACUUGCCCACAUUGCUCAGCUUAAGCAGGUGGGGAAGUUAGACAGCCGGCUUCCAGGUGUUCCCUGGCGCUCCUACAACGAAGGAGCUGGGGAGGCACACGUGCUCCUGUAAGGCUGUUGUAGGGCCGACUUGGCCUGGGAGGAUUCCUAACGGGACCCCGCUAGCUGGUGGCAGUGCCCUGGCUCUUAUCUGAGUCCCCAGUCCGUCCGGCGUCCGCCUUCGCCAACUUCCCUCCGUGUCCCUGCUGAUUCACUUUGCUGCCUGGUCCCACCACAACCCAGCCAUGGCCUUGGUUCUGCAGCUGCUGCCUCUGCUGCUCCCCAGGGCCCAGGGGGACAAAGCAGCUUCCCUGGACGGCCGCCCUGGUGAUCGCGUGAAUCUCUCCUGCGCGGGGGUCUCACACCCAGUCCGCUGGGCCUGGGCACCUAGCUUCCCCGCAUGCAGGGGCCUGUCCAAAGGACGCCGCCCAAUCCUCUGGGCCUCUUCCGGCAGGACACCCACGGUGCCUGCGCUCCAGCCCUUUGCCGGCCGCCUACGCUCCCUGGAUCCCGGGAUCCGGUGGCUGGAGCUGCUCUUGAGCACAGGGGACUCGGGCACUUUUUUCUGCAAGGGCCACCACAAGGACGAGAGCCGCACGGUGCUUCAUGUGCUGGGAGACAGUGCCAACUGCAGGGCCCAGGGGCCCACGCACGGCGCUCGCCCCCGCAUCCGCCUCGACCACUCCCCAGUUUUGGUGAGACUAACUCCACCCCAUUCUCCUUCUCCCACUUGCAUAUUCCCUAACCCUUCAAUUUCCGAGUUUGAGCCCUCACUGGGAGCAGACAAGUUGGUUCCUUUCUCCUCAUCCUUCAGCUCUGUCCCACCACAUAGCUCCACUCGUGAAAGUGGAACCCCAGAGUCCAGUAAAGCAGGAGGAGGAGGAGCCCACCAGCCCAGGGGACCUGGACCAGGAGCCGAGCCUGCUCUACGCCGACCUGGACCACUCGGCCCUCAGGAGGCCCCGCUGGCUGUCCACAACCGUCCCUGGGGAUGCCUCCACAGUGUAUGCGGUUGUGGUUUGAAGAGAAACUCCCACCCAAGCUGAGAGUCCUUCGCCCUCCAUAACCCCCCUCCCUUUCUUGGUCCCUCAACUAGAAGAGGUCAGUACCAUGGGAGAGAAACGAGCGCUAUACUGGGAGUCAGGAGAUCCAAGGUCCGGGCUGUCUUUGCCUUUGACCUUGCUCCUUCGCUUACUCCCAUCUCUGCUGUAACUUCCACGCCUCCUUCGUCACCAGUGUUCUCUCUAAACCUGAUCGAAGCCCAUCUCCCCAUCUUAAGGCAUCAACAACUCCCAGCUCCCAGACAGGUGCUGUAACUCUUCCCUUCUCAAUCAAGCAUCUUUUUUUUUUUCUUUUCCCAAUCAAGCUUUUCUCAAUCAAGCUUUCUGAGCCAGAGCCGUACACCUGCCUCUUCUAUUUUCUUCUCCUUGGCUUUAUCCUCAUUGCUCAUCCUCUGAAAUUGUCCAUCUGCUCUCUGUGAGGCUGCUAGGAUGUCCUGGUGGAGAUAUUUAUUUUUCCACGUUCUCCUGGCUUGGCCUUUGAUGACUCCCUUGUUUAAACUCCGGGUUCCUCUGCUCUGGCAUUCUCUUUCUGGACUUUUUCUUCCUGGCACUCUAUGCGCUCAGGGUAUUCCUCAUCCUUCUAGAUUCUCCCCAGGCUUUCUCUCCCUUCCCCCUCUUUUGGGAAGUUCUCAUUCACAGCCCCCACCUCUCAAGUGACACCAAGAACUCUUCUCUGUCCAGCUCAGAUCUCAGACCUGGGCUUUCCAAUCAGUCCCUUGAGCCUGGCUGGCCCAAGGCAUUGCGCACACAGCAUGGGCAACCCAACGCGUUGUCAUCUCCCAACCCAGUUUCUUAACCCUCCUCUGCAUUGGCCCAAUCAACCCAGUUGCCCAAGCCAGAAACUGGGAGUCAUAUAGAUCUCCCUUCCUGCCUCCCUCCCACACAGUGAGCCAUGGAGUCACACCUUUACAAUGUCCCUGUCAAGUCUCCACUCUUGUCUGUCCAGCACUGGCAUCUGAAUGUCCUCUCUGUGUUGCCUUCCUGAGCUGCCCGUAGCCACUGUGUCGUCCAGCCAUCCUGGGCUUCCUCCCUGGAGCUGGGAGAUCCUCCCCAAGUGGGACUCUCUCCUGACAGCCUGCAGUAUUUGUCUCUCGGGACCCUUUGGGCCCUGGCUUUGUCCAGUCUCCCGGCUUAUCGCUGACACCUCACACGCACACAGCAUGCCAACCUUAGAGGCGCCCUCCUCAGCCCCAGAAUGCGCUUUUGCUUAAUGCAAAUCCUUUGGCCCGAUGACUCUCCCCCUUCUCUCCACGGCCCGACGUGCUAAUUCUUAUUUAUCCUCAGGACUCAGUUCCAGUGUACCUUCUUCUGGAGAGCUGUUCCUGCGCCCCUACCCCUCCUUGCCCACCACUGUGUACACUUUGAACUGCCUUAUUUCUCUCAAAGAAACAGCCUCUUGCGACUUGUUCCAUCACAACCUGUAUUCCGUGUGUAAGGCAUUUCCGUGCCCUGUGAGCUCCCUGACGAGGAGACUGACCCUUCUGGUACCACUGCUAAGCCUCAGUAAAUGAAUAAAUGAGAGGGACUGUC